AUGAUGUCGACUAUCAGCACCAGUGUUCUAUCACCGGCUCCACAGAAAACUGAGGCUAAAGAAACAUACGAUCGCCAUUACUGGUACGCUCAGGCGCAGGAAACGUUGCAGAAACGUUUACAGUACGCAGCUGAUAAAAAUCCUGUAGCCAAGAAUAUAAUUCUGGUGGUUGGUGAUGGUAUGAGCCUUACCACAACAACAGCAGCCAGGAUCCUCCGAGGACAGCGACGAGGCCAGUCUGGGGAAGACACUGACCUGGCGUGGGAUACCUUUCCUGCAGUUUCUUUAGCAAAGACAUACAACAUAGACGCUCAAACUGGAGAGUCAUCAGCUUGUGCCACUGCGCUGUUGUGUGGUGUGAAAGCCCGUUACGAAACUCUGGGUCUCGAUGCGGGCGGAAGAUUCAAUAACUGCGCAUCAACUAUCAACUCUAAAGUGACGUCAUUAAUAGACUGGGCACAUGAAGCUGGAAAAUCCAGCGGUAUUGUAACAACAGCACGCAUAACUCACGCUACACCGGCAGCGUUAUAUGCGCAUGCUCCUUCAAGAUAUUGGGAAGAUGACAGCAGAGUUCCUCCUACAGUAAGAAAAGACUGCAAGGACAUAGCAUUACAGUUAGUUGAAAAUGAACCAGGACGAAGUAUAAAUGUUGUAAUGGGCGGAGGAAGAAGACAUUUUUUACCAACGAUAACUCCAGAUCCAGAACAUCCAAACCGUGAGGGAAGAAGAUUAGACGGAAGGAAUUUAGCAGAAGAUUGGGCCAGAGAAAAAAAGAGGCGACGAUUAAGAGCACAGUACGUUCACACAAAAGAACAACUUGUAAAAUUAGACCCUAGGACGGUGGAUUAUUUAUUAGGUCUUUUUGAAUACUCGCACAUGGAGUUUAAUGCUGAGCGUGGAGCAUCCUCUACAGACGCUGAAGAGGGUACGAGUGCGACCUCCACAGUGAAGGCCGAUGAUCCAUCACUCGCGGACAUGACGCGUGCUGCUUUAUCGAUAUUAACCAAGAAUGAUAAGGGAUUUUUCCUACUCAUUGAAGGUGGAAGAAUAGACCACGCACAUCACUACAACAAUCCAUACAGAGCUCUCGACGAGACUUUGGAGUUAGAAACCGCACUGUUGGCAGCUUUAGAACGGGUUAAUCCCGCUGAAACUUUGAUCGUUGUUACCGCCGAUCACGGCCAUGUAAUGACUUUCGGCGGCCAAGCCACGCCCAGAGGACAUCCUGUAUUAGGCGCUGAUACUGUGGUCUCUGAUAUCGAUGGCCUGCGGUAUACUACCCUGCUAUACGGAACUGGACCUGGACAUUCAGAACCCAGGGCCUUACCUUUGAAUACUACAGUAUCGAUAGGAGCGUUAGCAGAUGCCGUACAUGCAUCGGCCGUACCAAGGCAGUGGGCUACACAUGGUGGCGAAGAUGUGCCGGUGUAUGCUUUAGGACCCAUGGCGACAAUACUAUUUACCGGUGUAAUUGAGCAAAGCUAUAUCCCACAUGCAAUCGCAUACGCCGCUUGCAUCGCUCAUCAAUCACGCCGAUGUCAAGAGAAGAAAAACUUCACACAAGCGCCCGUUGAGAAGCCACCAAACUGCGUAAUUUCAGAAGUCAGCAGCGUCUCAGCACAAGAUGAAAUGAGAAGCGAUGGUUCUAGCGGCCGCCGUAUCGUCGUAGCGUCCAGUGUCAUGUCAGAUGAGCGCGCAUCGCGUUCUACCGCUCCCCUUCCCGCCAUGCUUUUGAUGGGAAAACCUCUGAUAUCAAAGUCUUUUGAUUUAUUGGCUCGAAUAAGUACCGUUUGGUUUAUUACACGAUUAUAA
Messenger RNA from Arctia plantaginis, 1812 nucleotides. The record is from the annotation of a GenBank genome assembly. Lineage: Eukaryota; Metazoa; Arthropoda; Insecta; Lepidoptera; Erebidae.